Molecule: messenger RNA, 2219 nt
Organism: Egretta garzetta (little egret)
Lineage: Eukaryota; Metazoa; Chordata; Aves; Pelecaniformes; Ardeidae
Gene: CTIF
Product: cap binding complex dependent translation initiation factor
Exons: 11
Biological process (GO): regulation of translational initiation
Cellular component (GO): cytosol
Molecular function (GO): protein binding; RNA binding; translation activator activity
Source: RefSeq, a predicted model, not a curated record
CUCUGUUCUCUGUGUCUCUCCUGAAGGGAUGGAGAACUCAUCGGUGGCAUCGGCCUCCUCGGAGGCAGGGAGCAGCCGCUCUCAGGAGAUCGAGGAGCUGGAGCGUUUCAUCGACAGCUACGUCCUGGAGUACCAGGUCCAGGGGCUGCUGACGGAUAAAACGGAGGGGGACGGCGAGAGUGAGAAGACACAGUCCCACAUCUCACAGUGGACGGCGGAUUGUAGCGAGCAGCUUGAUGGCAGCUGUUCCCCAUCCCGAGGGAAGGUCCCUCCCUCCUAGAAUGGCAACAAGGAGAGCUCCCUUGACAUGCUGGGCACGGACAUCUGGGCUGCCAACACCUUCGACUCCUUCAGUGGUGCGACGUGGGACUUGCAACCUGAAAAACUAGAUUUCACCCAAUUUCACAGGAAGCUGCGAAACACCUCCAAACACCCGCUGCCUCACAUAGACCGAGAAGGGCUUGGAAAAGGGAAAUACGAGGACGGUGACGGCAUCAACUUGAACGACAUAGAGAAAGUCCUUCCAGUGUGGCAGGGUUACCAUCCGUUGCCUCAUGAAGCUGAAAUCGCACACACCAAAAAACUGUUCAGAAGGAGAAGAAACGACCGGAGGCGACAGCAGAGACUUCCUGGUGGGAACAAGUCUCAGCAGCACACAGAUCAUCAACAAGGUGGCACCAAACACAACAGGGACCACCAGAAACUCUACCAAGGAGGCCAGGCCCCUCACUCCUCAGGCAGGACGGGCCACCACGGCUAUAGCCAGAACCGGAGAUGGCACCAUAACCAGAAGCACUCACCCAACGACAAAGAAACGCACAGAAAUGCCAAAGAGACUGAGAACUUGAAAAUCGAGGACACCUCCGUCUGCACGGUGCAUAUUCCUGUGGAGACCCACCGGGGCCCGGAGGCUGUAGAGAAGCAGUCUCAGCAGUACAUCCAAGAGUCAGAGACCAAGCGGAAAGACAGUAUUCAUGAGCGCAUUGGGGAAAGACCCAAGAUCAAUUUGCUUCAGUCUUCCAAAGACAGGCUGCGGAGGAGACUAAAAGAAAAGGACGAAGUCACGGUGGAAACCACCAAUCCUGAAAAGAACAAAAUGGACAAAUUAAUUGAAAUCCUCAACAGCAUGAGGAACAACAGUAGUGACGUUGACUCCAAGCUCACCACCUUCAUGGAGGAGGCCCAGAACUCUACCAACUCUGAGGAGAUGCUGGGGGAGAUAGUCAAGACCAUUUACCAGAAAGCGGUGACAGACCGCAGCUUUGCUUCCACGGCAGCCAAGCUCUGUGACAAAAUGGCCCUCUUCAUGGUGGAAGGAACCAAAUUCCGGAGUCUGCUCCUCAACAUGUUGCAGAAGGAUUUCACCAUGCGGGAGGAGUUGCAGCAGCGGGAUGUGGAGCGCUGGCUGGGGUUCAUCACCUUCCUCUGCGAAGUCUUCGGCACCAUGAGGAGCAGCACCGGAGAGCCCUUUCGAGUCCUUGUCUGCCCCAUUUAUACCUGCCUCAGGGAGUUGUUGCAAUCUCAGGAUGUGAAGGAAGAUGCUGUGCUUUGCUGCUCCAUGGAGCCGGGGAGGACUGGAGGGGUGGAGGGUGUCUACGAAAGCCAGCACAGUGCUUUAUUGGAGCUGUUGGCGAUAGCACGCGACAAGAUGCUGUGUCCCUCCGAGUCCAUGCUGACACGGUCCCUGCUGCUGGAGGUCAUCGAGCUGCACGCCAACAACUGGAACCCCCUGACGCCCACCAUCACGCAGUACUACAACAAGACCAUCCAAAAACUGACAGCUUGAGGGGCAGGGCAAGAUGGGGUGGGAAGGGACGAGAAGAAGACAUGCACCUUGACGGGAUCCGGCAAGAGCUUUUCCAAUUUAAAUCCUUCAACAGACCAAACCCCAGCAUGCUCGAGAAUAUGUUCGUGGGGUGGGGAGGGAGAAGCAUGUUUCUUUUUCAGCCGCGUCGCCAAGUGCCACCCCUCUUCCCCCGCCGUGGUUUUGUUUUAGGGGUUUCUUUUUCUGAACUCAUUGCUCAAGCAGCAGCAACGCAUCCCGCCGGGUUAUUGUUUGGCUUUCGAAAGAAGACAGAGAAUUUGGGGAGAAAAAAAAAAAAAAGAAUCCAAGUGGGGGCUAGUAUUGUUUUCACGCCGUCCUCCUGCCUUGCCCCGGCCAACUGGCAGGAGACAGCAGGCAGCAGAUGUCUUGGGAGGACAAAGCCAGACACACACUA